Molecule: messenger RNA, 1712 nt
Organism: Erythranthe guttata (spotted monkey flower)
Lineage: Eukaryota; Viridiplantae; Streptophyta; Magnoliopsida; Lamiales; Phrymaceae
Source: RefSeq, a predicted model, not a curated record
UAAUUAAACUGUACCAAUUCAAUGUCAUGUUCCUCUCAUCUUAACAUAUUUGUAUUGGUUAAAGACAACAAAUAACCACAUUAAUUAAAAAACAAAUGGAAGAAGAAACAGUGCUAUACUUUCUGUACUGGUUACUGAUUAGUACAAUUAAUAUUAAAUAAUUCUUAUUUAAAUAAUAAUAAAAAAAAAAAGGUUAAGAAACCAGUGACCAACCUUCAAUGUGUAGGGGAAACUUCCAUGCAUCAGACAUAUUUCAACACUUACUUUUUCUAGAACAACAAAUCCCCAAAACAACACACACUACACACACUUCCAAUUGUAGUACAAAAUUCACUCAGUUUCUUCAUUCUUUGUCUACAUCAGUUACCAGACAAGAGAGUUAUCUAAUGUUGAACUUCACUUGUUUCUUGUCUCAGCUUCUUUUGCAUUGGCGAAGAAGCAAGAGAUCGUCUUUCUACGCUUUCAUUUCUCUUCUAUUGCUCUGUCUUUUAGCUUACAAUAGUGCCUCCAUAUUCUGCAUCCACUUCCGUUUCCCGGCAAAAGCUCCCACCGGUCCGGCGAUUUUCUUGCCGGAAUAUGCCGCCGGAGAAACAAGAACGUCUCCUCCGGUGCCGUCAGCAACGAAAAUUCGGUCUGGUGUAAAGCUCAACACCCGUUUGCGCCUUCUGCAAAAAAAUCGAAACUUGGUGGUUUUGACGAACAGAACCGCAAUGCAUCACCCGAAGAGAAGUAAAAGGCACGCACUUGUUAGUAGUGUAAUAAAGAUUCUGGAAUCUGAAGCUGCAGAGCAGUUUGAAGCUAGAGUGAACAACUUUUUCGAAGCCAAUUCUUCGUGUGAACUCCGAUUUUUCAUGACUUGGAUUUCUUCAUCUCAGUCUUUCGGAGAAAGAGAGCUUUUUUCGUUGGAAAGCGUGUUCAAAUCACAUCCAAAGGGGUGCUUAAUCAUCGCCUCCAAUUCACUCGAUUCAAGAAGUGGGAUGCAAAUCUUGAAACCCUUUAGAGAUAAAGGAUUCAAAGUCACCGCAAUUUCUCCAGACUUCAAUUUUCUAUUCAAGAACACCGCUGCUCAAGCAUGGUACAACCAGCUAAAGCAGGGAAACGUAAAUCCAGGAGAGGUUUCUUUAGGUCAAAACCUCUCGAAUUUACUCAGAAUAGGCCUGCUGUACAGAUUCGGCGGAAUUUACAUCGACACAGAUAUAAUAGUUCUGAAAACUUUUACGGGUCUGAAAAACACGAUCGGGGCUCAAAAUAUCGAUCUUGCCACAGGAAAUUGGAGCAGGCUGAACAAUGCUGUGAUGAUCUUCGACAAAGGUCACCCACUUCUUCGACAUUUCAUCGAAGAAUUCGCGUCCACGUUCGAUGGAAAUAAGUGGGGCCACAACGGACCUUACUUGGUGUCAAGAGUUGUUUCGAGGCUGAGCGGCAAAACAGGGUGCAAUUUCACGGUGGUGCCGCCUAUGGCUUUUUAUCCAGUGGAUUGGACUAAAAUCGGAAGCCUUUUUCAGGGCCCACGUAGUUUGAAUCACUCGAAAUGGCUGUUUUCGAAGCUGAAGCAGAUUCGAACCCGAAGCUUCGCUGUACAUCUAUGGAAUAAACAGAGCCGACAGUUUAAGGUUGAAAAGGGAAGCAUCAUUCAACACAUAAUGUUCGCUUCCUUAGUCAUCACAACAAAUUCGUCUUCAUUAGUAUAAAGUAUUUACCGUAUCGUAGUU